AUGGGCCUAUUCCCUUCUUCACUUGGUGAAUUAACCCAGCUUUCUUCUCUAAAUCUCAAAGAAAAUUAUUUCACUGGGUACAUCCCAUCUUUUGUUCAAAACCUCACCCUCCUUUCCUUCAUAAAUUUACAUAACAAUCAAAUUUCAGGGCCAAUCCCUUCUUGGUUUGGCAAUCUUACUGCAAUACAAAAGAUAUAUUUUUAUUCAAACAAAUUGAUUGGUUCAAUUCCGCCGUCCUUGUUCAAACUCAAUAAUCUUGAAUGUCUCGAACUCUCGCAUAAUAGUUUGAGUGGUACAUUGCAGUUAGAUUCAUUUCUUAAACUGAGAAAUCUCGCUGUCCUUGGUCUAAGCAACAAUAAAUUCAGCAAGUUUCCUGAAUUUAUUGGUGAUCAAACUAAUCUCGAAGUGUUGGACCUUUCCAGUAACAAUAUAUAUGGCCAAAUUCCCCAAAAUCUAAUGAACUCAAGUCUUCAACGCUUGGAAGAGAUAGAUAUAUCCAACAACUUGAUAACAGGGUUUCAUAACCAUCAAACCAUUCUACCUUGGUCUAGUCUUCGUGUGGUAAAAAUCCAAUCUAACUUGUUGGAAGGACAACUGCCAAUUCCUCCAUCGUCUGUCACACAUUACGAUGCCUCUGACAAUAUUCUAAGUGGUGAAAUUCCCAAGUCGAUAUGCAAUUUGAGUUCAAUUUUGAUCCUUGAUUUGUCAAACAAUAACUUGAGUGGGGAGUUUCCUCGUUGUUCAGGCGGUAUGAUCAGUGGCUUUAUAAUAGCUUUGAAUUUGAGAAACAACUCUUUCCAUGGCACCAUUCCUCUUGAAUGUCAGCAGCAGGAAAGUGAUUUGAGAAUGGUGGAUUUCAGUCACAAUAAUUUUCAGGGAAAAUUUCAACGACCAUUUGCAACAUGUGUGAAUCUCGAGUUUCUUGACUUUUCUUACAAUCAAAUCAGUGAUGUGUUCCCCACUUGGCUUGGGAGGUUUCCUCUGUUAAAAGUUGUUUUACUGAGGGAGAACAAAUUUCAUGGAGUCAUAGGGAAACCUGAAUACACUAAGGGUGAGUUUCCAAUGCUACAAAUUAUUGAUGUGUCUCACAAUUAUUUCACAGGGGCAUUGCCUUCUGAAUAUAUGCUCUUAUGGGAUGCUAUGAAAGCUUUUAAGGUGAGCGAUUUGAAAUACAUGAACGCACAUAUUAGUGAUAGUGGAAGCAUUUAUAAUUAUUCAACAACAUUUGUGAUGAAAAGUGUGGCAACAAGAUAUGAGAAAAUCCCAGCAAAUCUAGCAGUCAUUGACCUAUCGAGCAACAAUUUCAGUGGUCAGAUUCCUGAGUCCAUUGGAAGCCUCAAGGCUCUCUACUCACUCAACCUUUCAAACAAUGCGCUCAUAGGUCACAUUCCACCAUCGUUGGGGACAUUAACAGAACUGGAAUCAUUAGACCUUUCUCAAAACCAACUGUCGGGAAAGAUUCCUCAGCAACUAGCAGAGCUAAAAUUCCUCCAAAAGUUUGAUGUCUCUUAUAACAAUCUCACAGGUCCUAUACCACAUGAGAACCAGUUCCACACGUUCGAGAAUACCUCAUUUGAGGGUAAUCAAGGACUGUGUGGAGAUCCAUUGUGGAAGAAAUGUGAAAACUGGCUGCUCCCACCAUCAUCUGCUUUAAAUAAAGAUGCUGAUUCUAAUUUUGCCAUUGAACUAGACUGGAAAAUCGCUUUGGCUGGACUUGUUAGCGGGCUUGUUAUUGGACUCUCUCUUGGGGAGAUGGUGAUCCCGAGGACUCUCUCUAGAACAAGAUUGGCGGAGCUGAUGAUCCUAUAUUAAGUGCGUAUGUAUCCACAAUAGCUGUUGUUCGUAUAUUAUUUCUUCUGCUAUAUAAGUACUACUGUACAACUAAUAAACAUAUUGGUGUGUUUUUCUUUUGUAUAAAUUAAAUUAUGUCCUUUCUAUACCCAACUUUUUGAAUGAUGUCAAAAUGUUUAAAUUUCAUGAUCUUGACAAGAUGUAACAUAUAUCAUUGUAUUAGAACCACAUUUUCUUUUUCCA
This is a messenger RNA of Humulus lupulus (European hop), 2034 nucleotides long. RefSeq names its product receptor-like protein 6. The record is from RefSeq and is a predicted model, not a curated record. Gene Ontology annotation, molecular function: protein binding. Lineage: Eukaryota; Viridiplantae; Streptophyta; Magnoliopsida; Rosales; Cannabaceae. Bases 1 to 1812 code for a protein of 603 amino acids. The transcript has a single exon.